CUAGUCCCGUUGUUCGGCAAACAAGCUCCCCUCAAUCGUUCCCAUCGACCCUUCUACAGAACAAAAUCCACCAAAACCCAUCAACUCGCUGCAACCCACCGGAUUCAUCUCUGCCGAGUUAUUCAUCUCCCAGGUUUGUUCCUACACCGCUGGAGUCUGUGCGUGCUCUCGUCUUAUCACUGCAUUGUCGGAUUAUUCUUUAGUCUGCCACGCAUUUCUUCACAGCCUCUUCAGCCACAUCCAGGUGCCUCCAUGACACCCCAUGGAUAUGGUUCGUAUCCUAUGCAAUUCCAACCCGGAACACAUGUACAGCAGGGACAACCAUUUGCUAUGGGUCCUGGGCAAAAUCAGGGACUUCAAUAUUCUCAACAAAUGCAGCAGUUUCCUCCACGACCCGGUCAGCCCAGUCACAUGCCAUCAUCACAGCCAAUUCAAAUGCCAAAUAUGCAACCGGGUGGGCCUAUUCCCUCUUCCUCUUUGCAGCAUCAACAAAUGAUUCUUUCUGCAAAUAAUCACAUGCCUGGUUUGCAGUUUUCACCAUCUCCUUUUGGCCAGACAAACAGCGGGAUGAAUAUGUCAUCCCAAAUGAACACACCUCUCUUUGCUGCUGGAGGACAGCACUGGCUGCCACCAGGAAAUCAUAGUGCACCUAUGCAGCAUACCAUUCAGCCAUCAUCAGGCUUUACUCCUUCAGUUGCAGGUGCAAGUGCUCAGAAUAGUACUGAGCAGUCAACAUCUGAUUGGCAAGAGUAUGAGGUCUCAGGAAGAAGAUAUUACUACAACAAGAUAACAAAACAGUCUAGCUGGGAGAAGCCUUUGGAAUUAAUGACUCCUUUAGAGAGAGCAGAGGCAUUGACUGGAUGGAAAGAAUUCACCACUGAAAAUGGAAAAAAGUAUUACUAUCACAAAGAGAAAAAGGAGUCUAAAUGGGAAAUACCUGAGGAGUUAAAGUUGGCUCGUGAUCAAGCUGAAAAAGCUGCUGCUCAAGGACAAUAUUCUGAUGCAGGCUUGACAUCUAAGGUUGCAAUUUCUGCAACUGGCACAUCAAGUGAACAGCAAUUUACUGCUGUCACCCCUGUUAGUUCUAGCCCAUCAACCAUUUCUGGAGUACCUUUAAGCCCUGCACCGAUUACACCGAUUGCUUCUGUUAACACUCCCUCUGUGGCGGUGUCUGGAUCACCAGCUCCUGCUGCUGCUUUGCACUCUGCUAUAACAGGCUCAGUCAAUGUAUCUUCGCCUGCUGCAGCACCAGGAAGUAACACAGAUCCCACCUUUUUGGCUAGCUCCAACCAGACACCUCUUAGUAGCAUGGAGAAAAUAUCCACUAAAGUUGUUGCUACCUUGGGUGCAUCUUCUGUUCAGGACAUCGAGCAGGUAAGUAAAAGUGCUGAUGCUACAAAUUUGGAGGAGAAAGCAUCUGAUGAGGAACCUUUGGUGUAUGCCACCAAGCAGGAGGCCAAAAUUGCUUUUAAGGCUCUAUUAGAAUCUGCUAAUGUGGGAUCUGACUGGACCUGGGAUCAGACAGUACGUGCAAUAGCCAAUGAUAAACGGUAUGGAGCACUGAAAACUCAUGGUGAGAGGAAGCAGGCAUUCAAUGAGUACCUGAUGCAAAGGAAGAAGCUAGAAGCUGAGGAGAAGCGGCUGAGACAAAGGAAAGCCAAGGAAGAAUUUACAAAGAUGUUGGAAGAGUCCAAGGAUCUCACAUCAUCUACAAGAUGGAGCAAAGCUGUAACAAUGUUUGAGGAUGAUGAGCGGUUCAAGUCUGUUGAAAGAGAGGCAGACCGUGAAGAGCUAUUCAAAAUAUACACAUUGGAUCUUCAGAAAAAGGAAAAGGCAAAAGCCCAAGAGGAUUACCGAAGGAAUAGAAUGGAGUACAGACAAUUCCUAGAAACAUGCGGGUUUAUCAGGGUUGACACACAGUGGCGGAAAGUUCAAGAUCUCUUGGAAGAUGAUGAAAGAUGCUCACGCCUAGAAAAAUAUGACCGCUUGGAGGUUUUCCAGGAAUAUAUUCGUGACUUGGAGCGGGACGAGGAAGAGCAGCGGAAAACACAAAAGGAACACUUGAGGCGUGCUGAGCGCAAAAACCGUGACGCGUUCCGUAAUAUGAUGGAAGAUCAUAUAGCUGCUGGCACACUCACUGCUAAAACACAAUGGCAUGACUAUUGUCCGAUGGUGAAAGAGUGUGUGGCUUAUCAGGCAGUUGCAUCAAACACCUCGGGUUCUACACCUAGGGACUUGUUCGAAGAUACUGUUGAAGAGUUGGAAAAUAGGUAUUAUGAAGACAAAGCACGUGUUAAGAAUGUCUUGAAGUCUGAAAAGAUAACAUUCUCAUCGUCGUGGUCAUUUGAAGACUUUAAAGAUUCUGUACUGGAAGACGUUGGUACCCCACCCAUUUCUGAUGUUAAUUUGCAGCUCAUAUUUGAUGACCUCAUGGAGAGAGCCAAGGAAAAGGAUGAGAAAGAAGCUAAAAAGCGACACCGUCUCGCAAAAGAUUUUAUGGAGAUGCUGAGCACCUUUGAUGAGAUAACUGUUUCUUCGAGUUGGGAUGAGUGCAAAGAGCUUGUGGAGGAUAGCUCAGAAUACAAAGCUAUUGGUGAGGAAACAACCUUGAGGGAAAUAUUUGAGGAGCAUGUUGCCCAUAUGCAGGAGAAGGCAAAAGAAAAGGAGCGCAGACGAGAGGAGGAGAAGGCUAAAAAAGACAAGGAGAAGGAGGAAAAAGAAAAGAAAAAAGAUAAAGAGAGGAAAGAGAAAGACAGAGAGAAAGAAGACCGUGAAAGAGAAAAGGAGAAGGGAAGAGAGCGUUGGAGAAAGGAUGAUGCCGACGGCGAGAGUGCUGAUUUUAUUGAAUAUGACCACAAAGAAGAUAAAAAGAGGGAUAAGGACAAAGAAAGGAAACAUCGGAAAAGGCAUCAUAGCUCUCAAGAUGAUGUGACUUCUGACAAGGAUGAGAGGGAGGAAACUAAGAGGUCUCGCCGACAUGGUGGUGACCGGAAAAAGUCGAGGAGGCAUUCACCGGAAUCAGACAGUGAGAGUCGACGCAAGAGACACCGAAAAGAGCGUAGUGAUGGAUCUCGUCGUAAUAGCGGUGGACAUGAAGAGCUGGAAGAUGGUGAACUUGGUGAGGAUGGUGAAAUUCACUAAGUGCCCCCUUUUUUCUUUUGCUCCUUUUUCUCUUCUUCAUGUCCUCCCAGUAAACUUGCGUGCUGAUAUUAUGGUCUUACUAUACAUAUUUAGACAGGCCCCUCUCUUCAUGAUGGAUGGCCUUCAAGUUCUGUUUCACUACACUAUUGUCUUUUGUAUAACCUUUUACUAUGUUCAGUGAGAGUUUUUCGUAUUAGGCCUUGCACUAGAAUUAUUUUAACAAAACCUGAGUCAUCUCAUUUUUCCACCCCAAAUAAUGUGAAAAUGUUAAGCUCUCUUUCUAUGUGAGGUUCAGAUUGGUUUGGUUCC
Cuscuta europaea is the source of this 3450-nucleotide messenger RNA. The record is from the annotation of a GenBank genome assembly. Lineage: Eukaryota; Viridiplantae; Streptophyta; Magnoliopsida; Solanales; Convolvulaceae.